Rasamsonia emersonii CBS 393.64 is the source of this 1095-nucleotide messenger RNA. RefSeq lists its product as uncharacterized. The record is from RefSeq and is a predicted model, not a curated record. The coding region runs from base 1 to 1095 and encodes 364 amino acids. NCBI's taxonomy places the organism in Eukaryota, Fungi, Ascomycota, Eurotiomycetes, Eurotiales, Trichocomaceae. The transcript is spliced from 2 exons.
AUGACAAGCGCCGUCAAGAGUCAAAAGACAAAGACUCUGAAACAACCCAUCAGAAGAAGUGCUCGGCUGAUGGAGAAAGAUGCCCUCCAAAGGCAGACGAAGACCCAGCAGAUUCCAGCACAAGCAGGCUCUACCAGCCAGAAACAAGCGGGUGAGUCAGAGGGUAUCUCGGAGAAAAAUCUCUCAAGAGCGAAAAGAUUAGAUGCGACAAGUGCCCUGGAACAUUGGGUCCAAGAGCACACGUGGCCGGAGGGAUUCGGCUUCUCAGUCUGCACUAGGAGCAUGUCUGGCUAUCGUUCUACCUACCCCGGUAGCGAUCUCAAAUCACCUGGUCGCACUGAAUCGGCGUACCGGAACGCACGCUAUGAACUGCACCUCGAACAGGAGCGAGUCUACAUGACACUGGACGCAUGCGGCAUCAACGACAGGAGCAAGGAGUGGUGUCGACGACUGGCGACGACGCAGCAUGAAGUGCCGCCGCGCACACUGUUCCGAGACGACUUGUUUGCGUCGACGAUUGAGAGAACCAGCGGCAACGAAAUCUCCCUUCUUAGGCUGAUUGGAGACUUGAUUGUCCCCUCAGCCGUCUCGGAAUCCGCCUUCAGAGGCUUCGAAUUUACUCGAUUUGCCGAAGCCUUUCAGGAGACAUGGGUGGAUUGCAAGCCUCUCCAAUAUCCACCCCCGCCACGCCCGGACUAUGCGCUGGGAUUUCCACCCUCUGCCUUCUCGGAGCACCAUCGGCAGAGGCUCGCCCCUCUUCUGGGCGGCGUUGAGGACCCAUCGGAGCUCAAGGCCACGCCGCGCCUGUACUUCCCGUUUUUAGCCUGCGAGGCCAAACGGCUCGGCGGCGACCUGAAGGUGGCAGAUCGGCAGAACAUGCACAGCAUGACGCUGGGCGUGAGGGCGGUCGUGACGCUGUUCCAACGCGCCGAGCUCGCCAAGGAGCUCGACCGAGAGGUCCUCGCCUUCUCGAUCUCGCAUGACUCUCAAAUAGCGAAAAAUCUACGGACACUACGCAGUGAUCGAUGGAGACAACAAUGGGCACGUUUGCUACUAUCGUUAUCCCAUCAAGGACGUCUACUUUCACUCCCCUGA